Molecule: messenger RNA, 681 nt
Organism: Magnolia sinica
Lineage: Eukaryota; Viridiplantae; Streptophyta; Magnoliopsida; Magnoliales; Magnoliaceae
Exons: 3
Coding region: 222-515 (97 amino acids)
Source: RefSeq, a predicted model, not a curated record
AAGCGGGCUUCAAACCCUAAAGAAACCCUUCUCCUUCUCUUGAAAUCGCCAGAUUCUCAUUCUCCAAACACACGUACGUCUCUCUCUCUCUCUCUGCGCCGUCGAUCUGGUGGGUCGUACCUUCGAUCGGUGACAUUUCAAGAAAGCAGAAAGGUAGAAGCAGCUCCAAGACAGAAAAAGAAAACCUAAAGUAAAGAAGGAAAGACAGAGAGAGAAAGAGAAUGGAGAAAGGAAACACGCAAGAGAUAAAGCAUCUGGAAGACUGCUCUGUUUCCAAUGCUCUAGGCACGUGGGUGUUCUCUGUUGCAGGGGCUCUGCUGGCGAUUCCAGUAGGGAUACGGCGGAAGUCGUUGGCACCCCUUGUAUUCUUCGGCACUACUGGCACUAUGCUUGAUAUUAUCAUGGGCAUAAGUGCUUGCGAAAGAGAACACGCAGAGCAUCAAAUGAAGCUUUUGGAAGCGCAGAAUCUCACAAACGAUGCUGUAGUGGAGACUGAAAGCGUACAUCAACAAUAAUGGCUCUCUAUUCAGUUCCUCCUGUGCAAUCUCUCAUAUCCCUCUUCGUGCAUCUCGUUGUACAAAAGCAGAAGGAAUCACACUUCUAUUGCCCUGGAUAUCUCAAUGCCUUCUUUCCUUUGCUUUUGCCUAAUCUGAAUUACUUUAAAUUGGGUGCCUUUCUCAA